AAAAGAAAAAAAGCAGUAUCCGCUGUCUGAAAUUCUCUCUCCGCCGCUACCAGAAAUCGCCACAUCAAACCCUUCUCUGUUUCUCUCUCUCUCUCUAUUCAUAGCCCUAAAUUUUCCCGGAAAACCCCAAUUUUCCCUCUCUUAAACCCUUCUCCACAGAAUCCUCCAUUGUCGGACCUCGCAGCCAUGGCUUCCCAUUCCCCUAACCUGGAGUGCCGCAUGUACGAAGCCAAGUAUCCGGAGGUCGACAUGGCCGUCAUGAUCCAGGUCAAGAACAUCGCCGACAUGGGCGCCUACGUCUCCCUCCUCGAGUACAACAACAUCGAGGGCAUGAUUCUGUUCUCCGAGCUCUCCCGCCGCCGAAUUCGCAGUGUCAGCAGCUUGAUCAAGGUCGGCCGAAUCGAGCCCGUCAUGGUCCUCAGGGUCGACAAGGAGAAGGGCUACAUUGAUUUGAGUAAGAGGCGGGUGUCUGAGGAGGAUAUUCAGGCCUGUGAGGAGAGGUAUAAUAAGAGCAAGCUUGUUCACUCUAUUAUGCGCCAUGUUGCCGAGACGAUGAACAUUGAUUUGGAGGACUUGUAUAUCCAUGUUGGCUGGCCUUUAUACCGGAAAUAUGGUCAUGCUUUCGAGGCAUUCAAGAUUAUUGUAACUGAUCCUGAUUCGGUGUUGAGUUCUCUCACCCGUGAAGUCAAGGAAGCUGGUGCUGAUGGACAGGAGGUAACUAAGGUAGUUCCUGCAAUGUCUGAGGAUGUAAAAGAUGCGCUAAUAAAGAAUAUUAGAAGAAGAAUGACUCCCCAGCCGCUGAAGGUUCGGGCUGAUAUUGAGAUGAAGUGUUUCCAGUUUGAUGGUGUGCUUCACAUUAAGGAAGCAAUGCGGAGAGCUGAAGCCGUGGGGAAUGAUGAUUGUCCCGUUAAAAUUAAAUUGGUUGCUCCUCCACUCUAUGUCCUUACUACCCAGACACUAGACAAGGAGCAAGGAAUCACUGUUCUUGAGAAAGCGAUCACUGCUUGCACUGAGGCAAUCGAGCAACACAAGGGAAAGCUUGUGGUGAAGGAGGCACCUAGAGCGGUGAGUGAAAGGGACGACAAAUUACUUGCGGAACACAUGGCGAAACUACGACAGGACAAUGAAGAGAUCAGCGGCGACGAGGACAGCGAGGAAGAGGAAGACACGGGAAUGGGUGAAGUUGAUGUCGAGAAUGCAGGUUCCGGGAUCACAGAGUGAAGAUUGUUGCAGGAAUAGUGAGACGGUUUUCACAGUAAAUCUUUCCCCCAGGUCUGUAGUUUCUGAGAGCUGCUAGUCUUGCCACUUUCACCAAGAAAUUUGACACAAUUUUGGGAACGCCUGUUUUGUUUUAGGUAAGACACCUAUACUUGAGUUAUUACAAUUGGGAAAACUGAACUGGGAAGUCUGUGUAUUGCUCUUAUUUUCUUUUACUUGAUAUUAUUUAAAUGAGUAAGCUUUAUGUGGAUCUCUUUUCUACCUA
Molecule: messenger RNA, 1483 nt
Organism: Momordica charantia (bitter melon)
Lineage: Eukaryota; Viridiplantae; Streptophyta; Magnoliopsida; Cucurbitales; Cucurbitaceae
Product: Eukaryotic translation initiation factor 2 subunit 1
Biological process (GO): translational initiation
Cellular component (GO): eukaryotic 48S preinitiation complex; eukaryotic translation initiation factor 2 complex
Molecular function (GO): RNA binding; translation initiation factor activity; ribosome binding
Source: RefSeq, a predicted model, not a curated record